Molecule: messenger RNA, 684 nt
Organism: Rosa chinensis
Lineage: Eukaryota; Viridiplantae; Streptophyta; Magnoliopsida; Rosales; Rosaceae
Exons: 2
Coding region: 1-684 (227 amino acids)
Source: RefSeq, a predicted model, not a curated record
AUGAGAGGCAACGUGAAGACGAGGAAGAUGACGAAGAAGAUGAAGAAUAUGAUGCGCAGAGGUGAAGAAAUACAACACAACUUAUGGCAGAAGCAGUUAGCUGGUUGGCUACUAACCCAAUCCAUCAACAACCUCAAUGGGGAGGUUCUGUUCCAGGCCGCGCUACCCGCCACCGAUCAUGCAAGGCGCAUCAGACGUUCACCAUUAUUUGAUGCUGUAACAACAAGUGAGGCACCACAACUUAAUUACUAUGUCAACGAGACUCCUUACGAGUUUGAGUACUACCUUGCUGAUGGCAUCUACCCUAAGUGGAUGACACUUGUGCAAUCAAUCAAACAUCCUGAUAAUGAUGCAGAAGUGUAUUUUUCCACCAAGCAGGAGGUAUACUACAAGGAUGUGGAAAGAGCAUUUGGGAUUCUGCAAGCACGAUUUGGAAUUAUUAGGCAACCUGCAAGAGGUUGGGAGCGAGAAUCAUUAUCGACAAUCAUGUUGGCUUGCAUAAUACUUCAUAAUAUGAUUGUUAAGGAUGAACGAGAUGACUACUACAAUGGUGAGCCCGACGAUGAUGAUCCAAAUCCAAAUAGGUCAAGGAGAGCUCGGGCAAGAAUAUAUGAUGGCCCAAAUUUUCCGCGUAAUCCAAGAACCGGACAUAUCACAAUGACUGAAUACAUGUCUCGUUACUGA